AUGCUUCAUAUCUUGGAUUUUGGCGAUAAAUGGAUAUCUUGGAUUAAAGCAUGCCUUAGUUCUGCUAGAGCUUCAGUGUUGAUUAAUGGUAAUCUUAGUGAGGAAUUUUCUAUUUUGCGCGGGCUUCAACAAGGUGAUCCUAUGGAACCAUUUUUGUUUAUUAUUGCUAUGGAAGGUCUACAUAUUGCUAUUGAUAACCUUGUCAAGAAUGGUGGGUUCGAGAGUGCCAAGAUUAGGCACAUGCGAUUGUCUGAUCUUUUUUAUGCGGAUGAUGUUAUGGUUGGGGGUGAAUGUUCGAUUGGUUGCAAAGUGGAGAGUCUUCCUUUUAAAUACCUUGGUAUACCCAUUGGUGCUAGCCCGAAGAGGGUCUCUACUUGGGAACCGAUUAUUUCAAAGUUUCGGAAACGUCUCACGAGGUGGAAAGCAAAUCUAAUGUCCAUUGGCGGAAGAUCUACAUUAGUUUCUUCGGUUCUUGGUUCCAUUGGUAAUUACUUUUUGUCUAUCUUUCAUAUGCCAAAAACUAUUAGAAAUAAAUUGGAAGCUUUGAGGUCUUCAUUUUUUUGGGGCGGGUCCAAUAAUAAGAGAAAGAUUCAUCGGGUUAAGUGGGACUCGGUUCUUACGAGUAAGGAAAGUGGUGGCAUUGGAAUUGGAAGCUUACAAACCAUGAACUUUGCCCUUUUAUAUAAGUGGAGAUGGCGAGGUUUGAAGGAGAGCGAUAUUCUUUUUCGAGUAAUUUCUGAUAUUCAUGGUGGAGAUUGCUUCUACAAUAUGUCUGCGAAAUCAAAAGGUACAUGGAAAAACAUAAUGCUAGUCGCGAAUCAAAUUCAUCAUAAGGCUAUUUUACCAAGGGAUGUCAUAAGUAGGAAAGUUGGCAAUAGGAAGUUAACUAGAUUUUGGAUAGACACAUGGUGUGGCAAUCAACAUUUAGCUUCCCGAUUUAAACGUUUAUUUGCCAUAGAUACUGUUAAAGAUUGCUUGAUUUAUGAGAGACAUUUAGAUACUUCCUGGACAUGGAAAUGGAGAUGCGACCUCAGGGAUGGACACGAAAAGGAGCAGCUUACUAACUUGCUGAACAUUCUGCCCAGUACAUUUACUCAUGAAGAUGACACCUGA
Erigeron canadensis is the source of this 1113-nucleotide messenger RNA. RefSeq lists its product as uncharacterized. NCBI's taxonomy places the organism in Eukaryota, Viridiplantae, Streptophyta, Magnoliopsida, Asterales, Asteraceae. The transcript is spliced from 2 exons. Bases 1 to 1113 code for a protein of 370 amino acids. The record is from RefSeq and is a predicted model, not a curated record.